Armigeres subalbatus is the source of this 1632-nucleotide messenger RNA. RefSeq lists its product as uncharacterized. The record is from RefSeq and is a predicted model, not a curated record. The transcript has 3 exons. The coding region runs from base 1 to 1632 and encodes 543 amino acids. Gene Ontology annotation, biological process: DNA integration. Gene Ontology annotation, molecular function: zinc ion binding; nucleic acid binding. Lineage: Eukaryota; Metazoa; Arthropoda; Insecta; Diptera; Culicidae.
AUGACUUUAGCGUUGAAAUACGAGGAAGAAGACCAGUGUCACGAGCAGGCUGUCAACUUGGUUCGCAGAAGUCAGCCAGAAAGAGAUGGAACAAAAAUUGCUGAAUGUUACGCGUGCGGUAGGAAAGGACACCUGAAACCCGAUUGCCGUUUCAAGAACGCUACCUGUCGCAACUGUCGAAAGAAGGGCCACUUGCAGGUGGUUUGCAACGUGAAGACCAAGCAUUAUGUCAAAGAAGCAGCACCAUCCGACGUAGAAGAAGGCGAUGACGGGGAUACAAUCGAGUUGGAGCACAAUUUUUUGAGUAAGAACGAAUCGAUUUCUGUUUUGAAAAUUAUUGCACCAGACAUGGAAAGCGCUCCUUUCAGGGCAUUAGUGCGAAUAGGGGAAGAAGAGAUUGCCAUGGAAAUCGAUUCCGGCGCAACAAUUUCCGCAGUAUCAGAACGAUUUUGUAAGGAAAAAUUCAGUUCUUUGGAGGUGCGAGAAACAAAAUUGCGGUUAGUGGGAUACUCUGGUGAACACUUAAAAGUGCAGGGUUGUGUCGAACCGGUUGUGUCAUUCAAUGGAAUUACUAAACGUCUACAAUUCGCAGUAGUACAGAAAGGUGGUCCACCUCUACUAGGGCGGAACUUUUUAAGAGUGUUUGGGUUGCAUAUUGCUCCGCUUAAUUACGUAUCGGGUGAGAACACAGAAGAAAAAUUGAGCAAACUAUUGAAUCAGUAUGAAUGUCUGUUUUCGGAAAAGUUGGGGAAAUAUAACGGGAUGAAAGUGGAAAUGACAUUGGAGGAGGGAGCAAAGCCGAUAUUCUGCAAACCGAGACCGGUUCCGCUUAGUUUAGAAAAAUCAGUAGAACAUGAGUUGAAUGAAGCCGAAGAAAAGGGAGUUAUAACAAAAUGUGAUUCAUCUGAUUGGGGAACCCCAGUAGUUCCGGUGUUGAAACAUGACGGAGAAUCCAUAAGACUUUGCGGUGACUAUAAAGUAACGGUGAACAAGUUUGUUAAGGACGUUCGUCAUCCUCUCCCUCGUAUUGAGGAAGUGAUGGGAAAGUUGAAUGGCGGAAAAAAGUUUUCGAAGCUAGAUUUGAGUCGGGCCUAUAACCAGUUCGAAUUGUCAGAUGAAUCUAGAAAGAAAAAAGUUCAGUAUUCGAACAAGCGUUCUGGGAUAAAAGUACCAAAGAAGAUUCGGUCAGUGCCGGAAAAACCGUGGUCCAGGAUUCACCUGGAUUAUGCAGGACCAGUUAACGGAAUAUGGUACCUGAUAAUAAUUGACGCGCUAACCAAAUGGCCGGAAGUUUUCCCAACGGUAACAAUCACGGCAUCAUUCACCAUUGAGCGAUUGAUGGAAUGUUUAGCUCGUUUUGGGUUGGUGGAUACAAUCGUCACUGACAAUGGAACUCAGUUUACUGCCCAGACGUUCAAGUACUUUUUGGCGGCCAAUGUCUCUGCCAAGCCCAUGACUGAUUUGCAACCUCUUCAAAAGCGAUCGGUUCUGGCGUUCAACCAACCCGUUCUCCUGGGGCCAGUAUGGAGCAGAAUGAUUAAGAAUGAUACCGUGUAUCUUACUGUACUCUUCAAUUUCUUUGCCAAUGAAUUGCUUGGCGUUGUCAAGUGUAAUGGUUCUAGGAUACCCUAA